GGGAUUUGACUGGUUUCACUUGUAAGCAUGAUUUCAAAAUGCCCAUGAAAAGAAAAGAAAGAAAAAAAAAAUUAUAUUUUUCAACACCGCUUUUUUUUUCUUUUCGUUCUUUCUUUCUUUCUUUCUUUCUUGUUCUUCUUUACUCUAUAGUCAUCAACAAUCUUAUUAAAAACAAGCUAUCUUAUUACCAUGUCCAAACAUACUAUUGAAGCCAACCCAGUUGGUCCUAUUAAUGGUUCUCCUGAACAAAACGCCUAUAUGGAAGAACUUGAACGUCAACUUACUGUGGACACGGAAAAACUAAUUGAUAUCAAGAACCAUUUUAUUACCGAGAUGAUCAAAGGUCUCAAUAAACCAAACCAUACUUUAGCUAUGAUUCCUUCUUAUGUUGAAGGUCGUUUAACUGGUGAAGAAAAAGGACAUUAUCUUGCUUUAGAUCUUGGUGGUACUAAUCUACGGGUUGUAUUGGUUACUUUGGAAGGUCAAGGCAAAUUCAAAACUAUUUCUACAAAAGCUAGAGUAUCCGAUGAACUCAAGUCGGGUCCCAUGCGAAACUUAUGUGAUUAUAUUGCUGAUUGUAUUGAUACUUUCUUGACUGAACAAAAUUUGGGAAAUGUGGAUGAAGAUUUGGCUUUGGGUUUCACUUUUUCUUUUCCUGUACUUCAAUCAAAGAUCAAUCGUGGUAUUCUGACAACUUGGACAAAAGGUUUCAAUUGCUCUGGUGCAGUAGGCAAAGAUCCUGUAUUAUUACUUCAAGAUGCUCUACUUCGAAAACACGUCCCUGUCAAGAUCACAGCCUUAGUGAAUGACACUGUUGGUACAUUAUUAUCCAAUGCUUAUCAAAAACCAAAUACAUUAGCAGGACUUAUUCUAGGCACAGGUUCUAAUGGUGCUUAUAUUGAAAAGAUGUCCAACAUUGGAAAAUGGGAAAAGGAGAAUACAACGGCUCAUGAAAUGGUGAUCAACAUGGAACUAGGUGCUUUUGACAAUGAACGUACGAUUUUACCACUUACUCGAUUUGACAACAAAUUGGAUCGGAAAUCAAUCAAUCCACAUUCUCAAAUCUUUGAAAAACUCAUCAGCGGCAUGUAUUUGGGCGAAAUUGUACGCAAUGUGAUCACUGAUAUGAUGGACAGAAAUUUACUGUUUACUCAACCUGGACAAAGCACAGAAGCUAUUUCAGCACAUUACCAAUUUGAAACAUCUUUCAUGUCUAGUAUUGAAGCAGAUGGAUCCAAAGAUUUAUCAACUGUUCGUGAAGUCCUGGACACUAAUCUCAACCUGACCAAUGUGACUGAUGUGGAAUUACGUAUUGUCAAGCGAAUUUGUGAACUAGUGGGAACUCGUGCUGCUCGAUUAGCUGGUGCUGCCAUUGCCUCUAUUGCUAUUCAUACAAAAGUGGAUCGUCAAGGUGCUGACUUUGGUAUUGAUGGCUCUCUCUAUGAAUUCUAUCCUUCCUUUGAAUCUCGUAUGUAUACUGCUUUGGCUGAAUUGAUGCCUGAUUAUGCUGAUGAUAUUCGCAAUAUCAUUCGUCUUGGUUUGGCCCGUGAUGGUAGUGGUGUGGGUGCUGCUUUAACCGCCUGUGUAGCUGACAGGAUGUUCAAGACUGUAUAAUCUUCCUUGGUUAUUCUUUUUUGAUUAGUUUUUUUUUUUUUUUUUUAAGC
Molecule: messenger RNA, 1664 nt
Organism: Halteromyces radiatus
Lineage: Eukaryota; Fungi; Mucoromycota; Mucoromycetes; Mucorales; Cunninghamellaceae
Product: hexokinase-domain-containing protein
Exons: 4
Coding region: 190-1614 (474 amino acids)
Biological process (GO): intracellular glucose homeostasis; glycolytic process; glucose 6-phosphate metabolic process
Cellular component (GO): cytosol; mitochondrion
Molecular function (GO): D-glucose binding; glucokinase activity; mannokinase activity
Source: RefSeq, a predicted model, not a curated record